GAGGUUGCCAGUUUCACUGAUGAGGAAAAGAGAAGCAAGGGAAUCAGAGAGAGAGAGAGAGAGAGAGAGAGAGAGAGAGAGAAAGAGCGAAAGACAGAGAGGGGGCUGUGAUAAACUCUGCUGCGAGCCCUCCUGUAAGCAGAGUGAGAGAGUGCAGGAGCAACAGCAUAAGAUCUGGAGAGGGUGAAAAUACAACUGUGAGCAAGACCUACCACAAAGUCCACACAGAUCUUGCACUUUAAGGUGAGUGUGCAUGUGUUUUUGUAACCCUGCAGAACAAGGCUGAUGCAUUUGGGUGUGAUUGUCCCAUCAAGUGCUUCACUUCUUUGAAGUUCCUCCGAGGGGGACAGAUUUUUCCCUGCAAGGAAAAAAAGGCAAUAGAAGGCCAAAGGCUACGAAAACUGGAGCAUUUCCAACUUCCAAUUCCCUCAGGACGUUUUUUUUUCCCACCUAGGCUUCAAGAAGGAACCACAUGUGAAGACUGAUGGGGCAAGAGCUCAGCACUGCUUACCAGAGAAUCGGCUCCGCUGCAUCACCGCAGAGACUCCACAUCCCAGUAGGAGUGAGACGGAGGUAAAGAACCAAAGAGAAAUUGAGAGGGAAUCUAAGUAAUCUCCAUCCACUCCCCCCUCCCUACAUUGGGACCUUCUUCAGUUGCCCUCUGGUACCCCCCACGGGGCAGGAAGCGUGAAAAAUCUCACUAAUGGGUUUAUUUGCUGUCAGCUCAGCGACGACCUGUCAUUUUCCAGGACCACUCCACACUUGACACAUUUCAUAGUCGAGUAAGCUCCGCUUUGUUUUUGCCAAAGGAGCUUGAGCCCCUGCCUUAUACUGCUGGCUGUUGAGAAGAUCAAGACUAGGCUGAGGUAUCAGGUGGAGUGGACAAGUCCCUUAAUCACUUUGCCUGCCUAUUAUAGUAUUUUUCUUCCAGUGAGGUCAAGCGUGUGGGACAUCUUGCUGUUUUUUUUUUUAUAUAUUUCUCAAAGUCGAAAACUUCCCGCAAAGAGAGAGACUGUGAGAGAGUCUGCUUUCUGACCCAACCACGGUCUCCUGGCUGGUGGGCUGAAGAUGCGUUGCUGGCUGCUAGCUGUGGUGACGGCAGUGCUCUGGAGCCAGUGCAUCCUUCUAGGGUGGGCCGAGGGCAGGAAGGUGCGUAAGAAGCCGAAGGAACUCGCUCCGCAGCACACCGAAGCAUUCAACACCACUCUUUCCAACAGCGAGGAGCUGGAUGGCAGCACAAAGGUUAGUGAGAACCAGAGAGUGGACCCUCUUGGAUCAUGGAUGGAUUUUGUGAAGAGACCUGUGGGCAACUUUCCCGGAAAAUGUCGAAAGCGAAAACGACCACUGCCUGGUCCCCCGGGCCCUCCUGGUCCUCCGGGGCCUCAGGGACCCCCAGGAGCCCCUGGGGCAGAGGUCACUCAAGAGGUCCUGCUGCGAGAGUUCAAAGAAAUGAUCAAAGAGGCCACAGAGAGGCGAGCAGCAGUGGACAGGCCCAACGAACCCAGUCAGCUGCCAACGACUCUGAUUACCCUUGAGGGUAUGACCUCCUACAGGAGAAUUGAGGAAGCCUUUCACUGCAAACUCAAAGGUCCUGUCGUCGUGGAUAAAAAGACUCUGGCAGAGUUGCAGAACUUUCAGACACCGCCUGCCAAAGGUGCCUUUCUCAGAGGGACGGGGAUGGACCAGUCCACUGGCCGAUUUACAGCUCCUGUAACUGGAAUUUAUCAGUUCUCUGCCAAUGUUCAUAUUGACCACACGGAGGUGAAGAGAAGUAAGAACCAGCUGAGAGCCAGAGACAAUGUCCGAGUUUUGAUCUGCAUUGAAUCCCUCUGCCACAGAUAUACAUCCUUGGAAAUGAUUGUUGGCCUUGAGAGUAACAGCAAGAUCUUUACAGUAUCUGUCCAUGGACUGCUGGAACUUCAGGCCGGGCAGUACACCUCCAUAUUUGUGGACAAUGCAGCUGGAGCAUCGAUCGCAAUACAGAACGGUUCAGAUUUCAUGGGCAUGUUGUUGGGGGUAUAGCCUUGUUUUACAGCCAGACUUUAUCUGGCAGGCCACAUAAGACUGCAUUGCUCCUCUUCGGACUAUCACCCAGCACCAUAUAUCCUCAUGAGACAAUAUUUGACUGCCACAGAGCUCUUGGUUUGUUCAUAGAAGAGACAUGGACAUAUUAAUACCCACAAAGCAGAGACAAUUGGAUGCAAAACUGAAAGACUUUACCGAGGACAGUGGAUCCACAUCUGCCUUUCUCAUGUGCGUCUACAGUGAGGUUUUUACCUCUUCAGAAAGAUCGUUUCUCACUGUUUUUACUCCUAUUUUGUGAUAUAUAGAUGUAUACAAAGAGAUUUUUGUACUUUGACAUUGUGUUAUUAUGCUCUUCUUAAUUAAUAGUGUUUAUAUACAGAGUGUUUAUAUACACAAUUUGUUUUCUAUGAUGAGAGGUUUCCUACAAUACAAUACAAGAGCUAAUCUAAGGAUUUUAUGAUCUUUUGGAGUUGUUACCCAAAAUACACACACCUACUUUUAUGCAUACAUGCCUUUAUUUUUUAAAUAUAACAAGCUUGACAGUUUUUAUUUACUAUGCAGCUCUAAAAAACAUGUUGUAGUGACUUGAUUAUUGAUAAAAGAACAGAUUUUCCAUUAUACUCAGCCAAAAGAAGGAAACAGCCAAAUACAAGAAAAGAAACAAGAUGGAUGACUCAGUCUAUUUUUAUGUCCAAUCGCUAACAGUCCCAAACAAUAGCGUUUAUCCAAGCGUGUGUGUGAGUGUGUGUUUGGAAAUCUACUGCCAUGAUCGAUUAGAUAUGUUAGAGUCCUGCUGAGUUUUCAUUUUGUUUACUGAAAUGCCAAAUACGUCAUCCGAAUUCUCUGUUUUUCACGUUUCCAUGGAAGUUUAUUCUUUGUUUCUUUGAGAUGUGUUGCUCUUCUUCCUUUCUUCCAAAUGUCUUCUUUUUUAUUACCUUCAGUAAAUACAGAAAUUAAGAUGCACAUAUACGUAUAUAAGCAUAUUUGCCAUACAAAUUAUUUAUGUUGAAAUGUAUCUGCCAAUUAAAAUAGAUUUAUUUUUUUAAUUGGUGUCUAGCCUUCCAGUAGAUCUCAAUACAAGUGAAAAUAAUGUAAGCAGACCUGUUUAAACAUACAGUAUUUGCUUGUAUUGUGGUGUAAUGGAAAUGAAAGUAUAUUCAAUAAAUGUAAAAUAUAUCUAUUCACCUGGGCACGCUUGCGGUUGACUCGAAAUGACUUUUAUGAGCUUUGAAAUCUUGCUAACGUUCGUAAUUCUCUGCUCGAUAAAGCAGGCAGGACGUACUCCCGUUGCUGCACGAUGAAGCUCAUGGAAAAUAUUCUUUGGUGCGGUAGUGUGGAAAAUGCUUCUUUGCAUCAUUUGCAUUGUAAAUAAUCCAGGAUACCUCAAAUACCUUGGCAAACAGCAAGUCUGACAGACUGAUGGUGGCAUGGCACCUGGGCACACUAGAGAGUGAUCUCUGAAAUCCAGUCAUUUAAGUUUCAUUUAACCUUGUCAUCAUGUGUCAUUUAGAAGUUGCAAAGAUACACAAGGUUUCUUCUACAAGACCUGUGGUUUCGUAGGAGCCACAGCGCCUUCAAGCCUCAUCUUUAGUCAAUAGGCCUUUUUGUUUUUCUUGUCUACUUAUAGAGAGCUUUUGAGAAACAAAACUGUUUAUUAGUGAUCUGGAAGUUUCACACCAUGAUGUCAAGGUCUUUCAUUUUUCAUUUUAAGCCAAUGCCACAGCCUUGUAACACAAAACAUUGUGGUUAUAUCAUUAUUCUACCUCAGUAUUAUUUUAAUAUUAUUUUUUCACCCCCCCCAAAAAGAGUUUUAAGCCAGUUAUUUAUAUCUUUUGCUGUAGUGUGUCAGUAGGAAAUACAGUUGCAAGUAAAAGUAUGUGAACCACUUGCAGAAUCUGUGAAAAUGUGCAAAAUUUUAACAAAAUAAGAGAUAAUAAAAAUUGCAUUUUAUUUUUUA
Molecule: messenger RNA, 3982 nt
Organism: Ctenopharyngodon idella (grass carp)
Lineage: Eukaryota; Metazoa; Chordata; Actinopteri; Cypriniformes; Xenocyprididae
Gene: c1qtnf12
Product: C1q and TNF related 12
Exons: 8
Coding region: 1069-2022 (317 amino acids)
Molecular function (GO): hormone activity
Source: RefSeq, a predicted model, not a curated record